This is a messenger RNA of Hipposideros armiger (great roundleaf bat), 3811 nucleotides long. RefSeq names its product ralA binding protein 1 (gene RALBP1). The record is from RefSeq and is a predicted model, not a curated record. NCBI's taxonomy places the organism in Eukaryota, Metazoa, Chordata, Mammalia, Chiroptera, Hipposideridae. Gene Ontology annotation, cellular component: membrane. The coding region runs from base 241 to 2223 and encodes 660 amino acids. Gene Ontology annotation, molecular function: small GTPase binding; GTPase activator activity. Gene Ontology annotation, biological process: positive regulation of GTPase activity; small GTPase-mediated signal transduction; endocytosis. The transcript has 11 exons.
CCGGCUCGUCCUGUUCUGUCCCAAUCAUUGUAAACAGGCGGAGGCUAGGGCGGGGUGGAAAUGGGGCGUCCAAGGCCGGCCAGGGGCGCAGCGCAGGAGGCGGCUACGGUGGCUGCGGCGGCAGCGUGAGCUCGAGGAGGCUGCGGCUGUGGCGGGGGCGGGCGGUCGCGCUGCGGCGGGCUCAGGUGUAAUGGAUAGGUAACAGAGAAGCCCUCUUCACUAUCUCAUCAGGGAGGCAGAAUGACUGAGUGCUUCCUGCCCCCCACCAGCAGCCCUAGUGAACACCGCAGGGUGGAACAUGGCAGUGGUCUCACCCGAACCCCCAGCUCUGAGGAGAUCAGCCCUACUAAAUUUCCUGGAUUGUACCGCACUGGUGAGCCCUCGCCUCCCCAUGACAGCCUCCAUGAGCCUCCUGACAUAGUAUCUGAUGAUGAGAAAGACUAUGGGAAGAAAAAAGGAAAAUUUAAGAAAAAGGAAAAAAGGAGGUCUUUCACAAAUAAAAAUGCCAAAUUUCCAGAAAUAGUAAAGUUUUCUGGUGGAAGUUCCUUAAAUCCUUCCAAAAUGAAAAGAUCCAAGGGAAUACAUGUUUUUAAGAAGCCCAGCUUUUCUAAAAAGAAAGAGAAGGAUUUUAAAAUAAAAGAGAAACCUAAAGAAGAAAAACAUAAAGAAGAAAAGCACAAAGAAGAAAAACAUAAAGAGAAAAAGUCAAAAGAUUUGACAGCAGCUGAUGUUGUUAAACAGUGGAAGGAAAAGAAGAAAAAGAAGAAGCCAAUUCAGGAGCCAGAGAUGCCUCAGAUUGAUGUUCCGAAUCUCAAACCCAUUUUUGGAAUUCCUUUGGCUGAUGCAGCAGAGAGGACCAUGAUGUAUGAUGGCAUUCGACUGCCGGCAGUUUUCCGUGAAUGUGUAGAUUAUGUAGAGAAGUAUGGCAUGAGGUGUGAAGGCAUCUACAGAGUUUCAGGAAUUAAAUCAAAGGUGGAUGAGCUGAAAGCAGCCUAUGACAGAGAGGAGACUCCAAAUUUGGAAGAAUAUGAGCCUAAUACUGUAGCCAGUUUGCUGAAGCAAUAUUUGCGAGACCUUCCGGAAAAUCUGCUUACCAAAGAGCUUAUGCCUCGCUUUGAAGAGGCUUGUGGGAGGAGCACAGAGAGUGAGAAAGUGCAGGAAUUUCAGCGCUUACUGAAAGAACUGCCAGAAUGUAACUAUCUUCUGAUUUCCUGGCUGAUCGUGCACAUGGACCAUGUUAUUGCGAAGGAACUGGAAACAAAAAUGAAUAUACAGAACAUUUCUAUAGUGCUCAGCCCAACCGUUCAGAUUAGCAAUCGUGUCCUAUAUGUGUUUUUCACACAUGUACAAGAGCUCUUUGGAAAUGUGAUACUAAAGCAAGUGACAAAACCUCUUCGCUGGUCUAACAUGGCUACUAUACCCACACUGCCAGAGACCCAGGAGAGCAUCAAGGAGGAAAUCAGAAGACAGGAGUUUCUUUUGAAUUGUUUACAUCGAGAUCUGCAGGGCGGGGUAAAGGAUUUAUCUAAAGAAGAAAGAUUAUGGGAAGUACAAAGAAUUUUGACAGCCCUUAAAAGGAAACUGAGAGAAGCUAAAAGACAAGAAUGUGAAACCAAGAUUGCACAAGAGAUAGCCAGUCUUUCAAAAGAGGAUGUUUCCAAAGAAGAAAUGAAUGAAAAUGAAGAAGUUAUAAAUAUUCUCCUCGCCCAGGAGAAUGAAAUUCUGACUGAACAGGAGGAGCUUCUAGCCAUGGAGCAGUUUCUGCGCCGACAGAUUGCCUCAGAAAAAGAAGAGAUUGAACGCCUCAGAGCUGAGAUUGCUGAAAUUCAGAGUCGUCAGCAACAUGGCCGAAGUGAAACUGAGGAAUACUCCUCUGAAAGUGAAAGUGAGAGUGAAGAUGAAGAAGAGCUUCAGAUCAUCUUGGAAGAUUUACAGAGACAGAAUGAAGAGCUAGAAAUAAAGAACAAUCAUUUGAAUCAAGCAAUUCAUUUAGAGCGAGAAGCCAUCAUCGAACUGCGCGUGCAGCUCCGCCUGCUCCAGCUGCAGCGAGCCAAGCCUGAGCCACAGGCACAGGACGACGAAGAGCCCGAGAAACGAGCGGGUGCUGUCCAGCUGCCUAGAGAUGGCGCCCCAGAAACAAAAGCAGCUAAAGAGCAGCCAAAGGCAGGCAAGGAGCAGGCUAAGCCGUCGCCGAGCAGAGACAGGAAGGAGACGCCCAUCUGAGCAUCCUGUGGGUCAUGGAAUCCUCCGUAACUAACAAGACCUGUGCAUCUUACUGUAAUCCCGAGAGUCAGAGUGCACACUCUCUGCUGUACAUUCUGUAAAGAUGUCUUUUCUUCUCAGAGACUCUUCCUUUUUUCACACAUAUGACUUUUCCACAUCAGGCUCAGGCUACAGGGGAGGACAAAGCAGUGGACGCAUUGUAGGCUUGUAGGGGACAGAUGUGUUUUCCAGAUAGCUUAUUUUGAAGAUUAAUUUUGUUAACUUACAGUAACUAUUUUAACCCUUGAGUGGUUUCUUUUUAAACCAAAAAUCAUCUUUGCUUUUUUAUUACGGCAGAAUCAGGAUCUCUCUCUCUCUCUCUUUCUCUCGUUCAAGGCGAGGAACCCAACAAGGUAAAUACUGUUCCUGCCUUGUGGCUCGCCCGUCUCACCCUCCAGGGUCACUGCUUACCUAGUCACUCUUGCUUGUGCCUUUUACACCCUUUUGGUGCAGAUUAUGUCAUGGGGAGCCGCCUCAUAUUUCCUGACUCACCAGAAUAGCUCUUACUGGAGUUACCUUUACGCACCCAUGUCACUCUCUCCUUUGACAGUCCUAAACCGGUCCUUGAGACUGAGUCACCAGAAAGGCCUACUUGGUUGCAGACAGAGCUGCCUGUGGAGCCCACCUGCCAGUUGGGGGCAGUGUGGCCCAGCGUGGAGGAGGGGCCACUUCACUCCUGGCUCCUGCUGCUCUGAGGCUAGUGAUCAGCACAUGCUUUUCACUGGGUUGGUUAAAGUAGCCACCUUGACCUCAGGAAUCCACAUAAAGGAUCUGUUUUUCAAACCAGAAAGCUUCUAUGUGACUGACCUUCCAUUACAAACAGAAUGACUUAGAUUGCUUGCUUGGGCUAGAAGGUAAACAUCUCUUUGCCUGAAUAAGCCAUAUAUAUACUGCUAAAAGUUUUCAAUUAUCCAUAUCGUCUCAGUGAACCUGCUGAUGGACUCCCAAUUGACAAGAUUGAGCAAUAGAAAAAAACAACUUUUCCUUUUAAUGAUAGCUGCGAUCCCCAAACCCAUUUUCUUGUUUUUGUCACUUUGGUGACCUGAAGCAUCUGGGGACCCUGCUGUCAGCACCUUGUUCAGUCAGUCAUGCUCUGUCCAAAUUUAUAGCACCCAUGAGGUAGGUCAGCUCUCAUGGCUGUGAAGACAAACUACAGUUAAGGUGAUGGAAACGACUCCCUGAGGGCUCUGAUUUCCUCCUCCUCCUAGUUAGUAUUUAUUUUCAGCACCUGUUUGAUGCGAUUUUUUUUAUCCUCUACCUAUUGCACUGUUGUGACUUGUUGGCCAUUAUUUGAUUUUUGUAUGAAAAAAAAGCUUUGUUAUAGAAAUCAGCAUACUAUUUUUUUAAAUCUGGAGAGAAGUUAUUAUGGUGACUGAAAAUAUGGUCAGGUGUCAAAAAGAAAUGUAUAAAAGCCUUCUUGCUGUUCUGUCCCUCAUAUUAUAUUCAUUUUAUAUUUGCUGGCAAUAUUGGAGGUUUCGUUUCUGUUUGUGUAAACUCUAAUUUCUAUCAAGGUAUCAUGGAUUUUUAAAAUUUAGUAUUUCAUUACAGU